Molecule: messenger RNA, 1019 nt
Organism: Rattus rattus (black rat)
Lineage: Eukaryota; Metazoa; Chordata; Mammalia; Rodentia; Muridae
Product: calcium homeostasis modulator protein 6
Exons: 2
Coding region: 487-948 (153 amino acids)
Molecular function (GO): monoatomic cation channel activity
Source: RefSeq, a predicted model, not a curated record
AUGGAGAAGUUCAAGGCCCUGCUGGACCUGCAGAUCAAGCACCGCAGCGCCCUGGGCUAUGGCCUGGUGACCCUGCUGACGGCUGGUGGGGAGAAGAUCUUCUCCACAGUGGUGUUCCAGGGUCCCUGCACUGCCACCUGGAACCUGACCUACGGCCUGGUGUUCCUGCUGGUGCCUGCUUUAGCGCUUUUCCUCCUGGGCUAUGCGCUGAGGGCACGCACAUGGCGUCUGCUCACCGGCUGCUGCUCCCGGAGUGCAAGCACGGGAUCCAGUUCGGAGUUGCGCAGCGCACUCGUAUGCGCGCAGCUCAGCGCGGUCGCAGCGCUCGCUCCCCUCACCUAGGUGGCCGUGGCGCUACUUGGGGGCUCCUUCUAUCAAUGUGCUGUCAGCGGGAGCACACGCUUGGCGUCAUAUUUGUGCAAGGACCGCAACCACAGCUGCAUUGCCAAGCUACCUCAGGUUCCCUGCAACAAGCAGGAGGCGGAGAUGCAGGAGAUCCUGAGUCAGCUCAAGGCCCAGUCUCAGGUGCUCGGUUGGUUUCUGAUAGCUGCCGUCAUCUUCUUACUUCUGGUUUUUAAGUGUGUGUCCCGAUGCUUCUCUCCGGUUAGUUAUCUGCAGUUAAAAUUCUGGGAAAUCUACUUGGAAAAGGAGAAGCAGAUCCUUCAAAGUCAAGCUGCAGAACACGCGACCCAGUUGGCAAAAGAGAAUAUUAGAAGUUUCUUUGAGUGCUCAAAGCCGAAGGAAUGCAACACCCCAAGCAGAAAAGACUGGCAGCAAAUCUCAGCAUUGUAUACAUUCAAUUCCAAGAACCAGUUCUACAGCAUGCUGCACAAGUAUGUUAGCAGAAAAGAGGUGAGCAACAGUCUCCACUCUGUGGAAGGAGAUGUUGUGGUCCCUGUCCUUGGCUUUGUAGAUGAUGCUGCCAUGGCCAACACUCACGGAGUGUGAUCUUGCACAAGAACAGAAAAAGUUUUUGAAUUGUUGCUUUUAUAUAAAAAAAUAAACAUAGUUAUCCUUUA